AUGUUCCGGACGGUGGUUGCUCGCACUCCGAGGCUGCUCUCAAUACAACGUGAAACUCGUCGAGGUAUCCUCAGCAAAGCGCUCCGCCAGGGGCCAACCGAGCCUCCGCUCCUCGAACAGACGGUACCUGAACAUUUUGCGGGUAUCGUGAGGCAAUUCGGCGACCGCAACGCUGUCAUCUCGCACCACCAACGCACAUCUCUCACAUACGAGGCGCUCGAUCGAGACUCCAAUGCGCUUGCCAGAGGCCUACAGAAGAGAGGCGUGAAGAAGGGGGAUAGAGUCGCAGUGUCAUUGGGAAACAAUGUCGAGUUCGCUACGAUCACAUAUGCGCUCUUCAAGCUGGGCGCGAUACUCGUGCCAUUGAACCCUGCCUUCAAUGCGCCUCAGGUUCUCUCCGCCCUCAACCACCUUGAAGCUGGCCACCUCAUCAUUGGCGCCGAGACGAAUCUCCCACGCAAAGACCCUCGAUCGAACGUACCUCUGCUCACACAUCUCGUGCCGGAUCUGACUGAGUCGAACCUGCAGUCCGAACUGGUGCCGUCCCUUAGGAAUGUCAUCAUGGUAGAUAACGCGCAGGGGAGGAUUGACUGCGCUGUAUACAGAAGCAUCACAAGAUACGAGCAUGUGCUCGAGGACGGAGGAAAAGGUAGCGCUCUGGAGGAUCAGGGGUUAGACCCCAACGAUAUCGUGAACAUCCAGUUUACUUCAGGUACAACCAGCAUGCCCAAAGCUGCUUGUCUGAGCCACCGAAGCAUUCUGAACAACGGAAAGAGCAUUGGCGACAGGAUGCUCUUGACUGAGAACGACCGCGUUUGCAGUCCGCCUCCUCUAUUCCACUGCUUUGGCUGCAUUCUCGGCUAUAUGGCAACAGCAACCCACGGCUCCUCCAUCAUCUGGCCCGCCGAAGCUUUCAACCCACUUGCAACCCUUAAAGCCGCGCGCGAAUACAAAGCUACGGCUCUCUACGGCGUACCCACCAUGUUCGUCGCAGAGCUCGACCUCCUCGCCCAUGGCGCCGUGCCUCGAGAUGGCUUCGAACACCUACGUACGGGCAUCGCAGCCGGGUCCUCGAUACCUGCCGAGCUGAUGCGCAAGCUUCAUAAGCAAUUGAACUUGACCGAGUUGACCAUCUGUUAUGGCAUGACAGAAACCAGUCCAGUCAGCUGCAUGACGACAACGGACGACCCGAUCGAAAAGCGUAUCGACAGCGUGGGCCGCCUUCUCCCACACGUACAAGCCAAGGUCGUCGAUCCUAGCGACUGGUCGCGCACACUCGGCAUUGAUGAGCGGGGCGAGCUCGCUAUAAGCGGUUACCUACUCAUGAAAGGAUACUGGGGCGACGAGAAGAAGACAUCCGAAGUCAUGGGUGCUGACGAGGAUGGCGUCAUGUGGAUACACACUGGCGACGAGGCGACUAUGGAUGCUGAUGGAUAUGUGCGCAUCACAGGGCGGAUCAAGGAUCUCAUCAUCAAGGGUGGUGAAAACAUUCAUCCUCUUGAGGUCGAGAACUGCCUCUUUGCGCACUCUGCGAUUCGUGAAGUCAGCGUGGCAGGUCUACCGGAUGAGCGAUAUGGCGAGGUUGUUGCAGCUUUCGUAGUGAAGCACGAUGGCGAUGAGGGGAAUAUCACAGCUGACGAGGUGCGGAGUUGGGUCAGAGAAAAGUUGAGCCAUCAUCUUGUGCCAAAGUACAUCUUCUUCGUACAAGACUAUCCGAAGACACCCAGUGGAAAGAUUCAGAAGUUCAAGCUGAGAGAGUCAGGCAUCAAGUGGCUACAGGAAGGUCAAGGACUGUAA
This is a messenger RNA of Didymella exigua CBS 183.55, 1797 nucleotides long. Its product is annotated as acetyl-CoA synthetase-like protein. Lineage: Eukaryota; Fungi; Ascomycota; Dothideomycetes; Pleosporales; Didymellaceae. Gene Ontology annotation, molecular function: medium-chain fatty acid-CoA ligase activity. The record is from RefSeq and is a predicted model, not a curated record. The coding region runs from base 1 to 1797 and encodes 598 amino acids. The transcript has 6 exons. Gene Ontology annotation, biological process: fatty acid metabolic process.